CGGGGGGGGAGGAGCCUCGCGGUGGCUGUUGGGACGGGCUGUUAAGUUGCAAGAGGCGCGGAAACUCCGCUGUCGCCGUUCCGCACCUGGGGAAAAGGGGUGGCUGGGUGGCCGCCUGCAAGCCUAUAGGUGCAGCCAUGCAGGAAAGCAUCCGUUUUGCUUCUUCAGGAGAUGAUAUUAAAAUAUGGGACUCCUCAUCUAUAACAGUGGUGGAACAGUUCAACCCACAUACUUCGCAUUCAGUUAACUCACUAUGUUGGGGCAAUAAUAAUAAUUUUCUGGUCACUGCAUCUACCAUCGGUGAUAAAAUAGUUGUUUCAAGCUGUAAGGGUAAACCUGUUCCACUUUUUGAACUAGCUGAAGGGGCAAAACAGACAUGUGUGAGCCUAAAUUCCAGUUCUGUGCAUAUUGUCAGUGGAGGCCUUGAUAACACUGUUAAAAUCUGGGAUUUAAAGUCUAGAAGACUUCAUCGAUGCCUUAAGGAUCAUAAAGAUGAAGUAACUUGUGUAACAUUUAAUUGGAAUGAUUGCUACAUUGCUUCUGGAUCUAUGAGUGGUGAAAUUAUUCUACAUAAUGUUACUACCAAUUUAUCCAGCACUCCUUUUGGUCAUGGUAGCAGUCAGCCUAUUCGACACUUGAAAUAUUCUUCCUUUAAGAAGUCUCUAUUGGGCAGUGUGUCUGACAGUGGAACUGUAACGCUGUGGGAUGUAAAUAGUCAAAAUCCAUACCAUAAUUUUGAAAAUGCUCACAAAGCUCCAGCCUCAGAAAUCUGCUUUUCUCCUGUCAAUGAGUUGCUACUUGUCACCAUAGGUUUGGAUAAAAGGAUCAUUCUCUAUGACACGUCAAGUAAAAAACUACUGAGAACUCUGGUAGCUGAAUCUCCUCUGACAGCAGUAGAUUUUAUGCCCGAUGGCACUACCCUGGCUAUUGGCUCUUCCCGUGGAAAAAUUUACCAUUAUGAUCUAAGAAAGCUGACAUCACCAGUAAAAACAGUCAGUGCUCACAAAACCUCUGUGAAGUGUAUACGUCUUCAGUACAGUAGCACUUGUUCAAAGUCCAGCUUUAAUAAAUGUUCUUCAAAUAAACCAGCAUCCAAAAGAACAGAUGUUAAAGCGAGUAGUAAUGUUGGAGGAAUUCAGAAUACUGGCAUAAUCAAAAAUCUUACCUCUAACACACCAAUUACAGUUUCACCCCAGCCCAUGUCAACAAUUGAGAGUAAAGGAGCAGAUGUUGUUCAGGACAAAACAGGUUUUCCUCGUUGCGGCAGCAUGAAUGUAAUUCUAUCUAAAGAAACAGAUCAUGGGAAGAGUGUCAGUAUGACUAACUUUGAUGAUCUGGGACGAGAUAGUUUGGGUGACAUGUUCUCUCCAGUCAGAGAUGAUGUUGCAGUUUACAAAACAAAUGAAGAUCUUCCAGGAAAAGGAGAUGGUUUGGAUUUUCAGCCCUACUUUCCUGGUUUGGAUUUCCUCCCCCAGUUCAACACUGUGUUUCCCAUAAAAAGAAACACAGUAGGUGCUUGCAUGCAAGGGACACAUUCUAGCCCAUUACAUGCAUUUGUGAGCUCUCCUAUUAAAGAAGAAGACGAGCAUCCAAAUCAAGAUGCUGAAGCUACAAAAAUAAAUAUUGGAAAACAGGAAUCUAGAGAACCCUUGAAACAGCUUUCAAAAUUGAGCUCAUCGAAUGCUGAAUCUGGAAAUUCAAAUACUCCACCUUUGCCCACUGUAAUCAAGACUCCGGAAGCAAAUGAGAGACUAGGGAAGAAUAUUCAAGCACUCUUGAUGUCCGAUUCACCAGUAAAUGGUACUACCUCAGCAACUCCAAAGAUAACUUCCUCUGUCACUGCAGGAGUUGCCAGUUCAUUAUCUGAAAAAAUAGUGGACACCAUUGGAAGUAAUAGACCAAAUGCACCAUUGACAUCAGUUCAAAUUCAUUUCAUUCAAAAUAUGAUACAGGAAACACUGGAUGAUUUCAGAGAAGCAUGCCAUCGAGACAUUGUGAAUUUGCAAGUGGAGAUGAUUAAACAAUUUCAUAUGCAGUUGAAUGAAAUGCACGCCUUGCUUGGAAGAUACUCUGUAAAUGAAAGCUUAGUAGCUGAAAUUGAGAGACUACGAGAGGAAAACAAAAGACUAAGGACCCACUUCUGAAAGGUCCACACCGAGCUUAUUUUCUUGACGUGAACAUAAUGAAUUUUGUACUUUAACUUUCAAGAUGUCAUCUACCAAACACUGAAGUCGUGUAUGAAGAGCAGUAUUGUUUUCUUGAACUCGGAAAACCUCUUCUUUUAAAUAAAUGUUAUAAGACACAAUACUUAACUGUAAAAUUUUUAACAGAGGUAUAUCUGCACUAAUAACCGCUGUAAAGAAUGUGUUCAUAUCUUUAUGGUAAACUGACUUGAAAUACAUGUGUUGUCUAACAGGAAAGCUAACAGGAUAAGUAUUUUAUCAGAGCUUUAACUGUCCAUGAAGUGCCUUUUAUAAAUCAAAAGGAAACAGAACAAAUGUAUUUUCCAUAAGAAUUUUUUAUAUAUACCUACUGUCAGAACUAUGUAGACUGACGCAUUAUUUUACACUUUUGUCAGCAGCAGUUUUUUUAGCUUCAUUAUUUCGACUUUUUGUGGAAAAACUAUAUUGUUUUCAGUAUGACAUUUGGAGUUUUGUUUCUGCAUAGCUGGGAAAAACAGGGAAUCUACUAGUAAUUAUUUGAUUAACGUGCAGUUAUAGAUAACUCAAAACUUUUCCUAUAUGGAGCAAAACUUGGGUUCAGUCUUGGAAAUAUUAAUGAAUGUGAUAUCAUCCUCUUGCUUGUGGGGUUUUUUUAAAUGUUUUUUAUGAGAAAUGUGUGCUCUUCUGCCACUGAUUCUUCCUCUCCCAUUGCUCCUCCCCCCCCCCGCCGCUUAUAAAUGUUAAAUUAUAGGAUGAGUUUUUGUUAAAAUUUAGUUGUGUAAACUAGAAUCCUUUCACUUACAUAA
This is a messenger RNA of Chelonoidis abingdonii (Abingdon island giant tortoise), 2968 nucleotides long. RefSeq names its product NEDD1 gamma-tubulin ring complex targeting factor (gene NEDD1). Gene Ontology annotation, cellular component: centrosome; centriole; cytoplasm. Gene Ontology annotation, biological process: mitotic cell cycle; microtubule nucleation. Gene Ontology annotation, molecular function: gamma-tubulin binding. The record is from RefSeq and is a predicted model, not a curated record. Lineage: Eukaryota; Metazoa; Chordata; Testudines; Testudinidae.